Messenger RNA from Harpia harpyja (harpy eagle), 2012 nucleotides. Its product is annotated as multiple epidermal growth factor-like domains protein 9. The record is from RefSeq and is a predicted model, not a curated record. NCBI's taxonomy places the organism in Eukaryota, Metazoa, Chordata, Aves, Accipitriformes, Accipitridae. The transcript is spliced from 9 exons. The coding region runs from base 427 to 1815 and encodes 462 amino acids.
GCAGGAAAUCCUGGGUGUCUAAAAAAUGAAAUCCUUUCACUUGACGAGGUCACGGGGGGCUGGCCAGCAGCCAGGCACAGGGCUCCCAGCGCGGCUCUGCCCGUUCCUCUCUACGAGCUCAUCACUUCCUCCAGGACGCUUCUCUUGCGUGUAUUUCUGCACGCCACGAGAAGAGGCUUAGAUUUGCUUUUCUGCUCAGUAUUUAGUUUGCGCUACGCUUUGAGAAGGCCAGUAACGUCUUAAGACCUAUUGCAGCCUCCGAAUAUAAACCCCCCCUUUGCUGGGAGGAGGUUGACUUGACUGAGCCGCAUGAUCAGAGUCAGGUGACAAUAUUGGGCACAAAACCGGAGGAGAAUAAACAGUUGGGUGUAGGAGAUUAGCUGCUGAUCUUGCCUUUUGACAAGCUGUGUUACUCCUCAGGGAAAAAUGGGUGCGUGGCCCUCUCCUCUGCUUUGGAGCUUAACCACAGCGUGUUUAACAGGUAUUGCUUUAGGUCAGACAACCACCACCCAGGUCCCCAUUGCAUCAACCCCAGCACCUCCCAGCGCAACCACCACCCAGGUCCCCAUUGCAUCAACCCCAGCACCUCCCAGUGCAACCACCACCCGGGUCCCCAUUGCAUCAACCCCAGCACCUCCCAGUGCAACCACUACUGCCGCCUCUGCUCCCCCGACUGCCGCUGCAACGCUCUCAGCUGGAGCGGCGUCAACCACCGCAAACCUUGCCGCGUCCACGGCAGUACCGUCUGCCGAUCCAAGCACAAAAAAGCCUGCUCAGACUCUGCCCACCACCACAGACGUGACCGUCCUCGCCUCUGGCAGCACGGCCACCUCUCAAGCGCCUACAGGAGCGAUGGCCGCAUCCACCAGUGCCCCAGCAUCGCCUUCAGGUGUGACCACGUCUCCUGGGGUCCCGUCAGCAGCUCUGUUCCUCACCACCGCCAAGCCCUCGAACUGCAGUGGAGUGAACGUGACGGCCUGUGCCCGCUGCUCCCCGGGGACGUUUCCCAACGAAGGCACCUUGAGCUGCUCGUGCUGCGUGGGGGGCUCGUGCACAGACCCCGGUGCCUGCACCUCCUGCCCGCUGGGCCACUACCAGCCCGAAAGUGGGCAACCGUCGUGCCUGCCUUGUGCACAGGGACAUUAUGCCAACUUCACAAGGAGCACCACAUGCCUUCCCUGCCCGCCUGGCCAUUACGCUAAUGAAUCUGGGGCUGCAGUCUGCAGAGCAUGUGAGAAAGGCUAUUUUAGCUCCAAGCAAAAUGCAGCUUUUUGUGUGCCUUGCCUGCCUGGAUCAUUUUGCAACACCACUGCCUGCACGGCGUGUCUGCCUUGCCCGGGGGGCCAAGAGUCUCUUCAGGAAGGUUCGGAGGAGUGCGUGCCCUGCCUGCCAGGUAUGUUCAAAGGUCCCAGUGACAACAAAUGCAAGCUCUGCAGGACAGGAGAAUACCAAUUACAGCGGGGCAAGGAGAGCUGUGACCUGUGCCCAGAAAAUCACUACUGCCCUAGCCCAGAUGUGAACCCGGUCAAGUGCCCUCCCAAUGCCUUCUGCCCGGCGGGCAGUGCUGAGCCGGCGUACUGCAUGGAGGCCUUUCUUUACAAGGCAGGGGAUUCCUGCCAGCUGACUCCCCUGAUGGUCAUUCUCCUGGCCAUCUUCUCAGCAGGUGGAAUCCUUGCUGUCUUUCUAAUAAUUCUGAGAAGAAGGCAAGAAUAUAGCAAGAAAUCGUUAAAGUCUCUAUUGCUCCCCAGAGGCUCAGGACAACACACAACUUACGGGGGGACCAAACACACAGAACCAGUCUAUGCUGGCUGGUAGCACAGGACACGCUAUCAAUCAGCAAGCACCCUCUUCUUUUUCCUCUGUGUGUGUAUGGGGAGAAUGUUUAACCAUGAGCAACCUAUUUCUGUAUAGCUGAAAUAAGUGCUGAGAAUUUAAACUCAAUUUUUGAGCUGUGGCUACUUAUGCUAACCAACCCAGCUACUUGCUGUACUAAAAUGGACUGAUGGAAAAAG